AUGGGUGCGCAGCCCACCAACGGUAUCCUUCCCGGCGGUGGCGCCAAGGCCGAAAAGAAAAAGAUCCACCCCGCUGUCAUCAUCGUGCUUUGGAUCGCGCUCUCGAGUAGCGUCAUUGUGUACAACAAAUUCGUCCUCGACCCUAAUCAGCUCAACUUCCCCUAUCCUGUCUUUCUUACAACCUUCCACAUGGCGUUUGCUACUGUCGGUACGCGUCUCUUGGCGAGGUACACGCACCUUCUUGACGGUCUCGCCAACGUAGAGAUGACUAACGAGCGAUGGAUCAAGAACAUUUUGCCCAUCGGCGCCCUCUUCUCGUGCUCGCUCAUCUUCAGCAACAUGGCCUACCUCACGCUGGGCGUGAGCUUCAUCCAGAUGCUCAAGGCUUUCACUCCUGUUGCUGUGCUGCUCAUCUCGUUCGCAUUCGGUCUCAAGCAGCUUUCGGGCACGCUCACCAUGAUUGUCGGCUGCAUCUCGUUCGGUGUCGCGCUUGCUUCCUACGGUCAGGGUGACUUUGCCAUGUCCGGUUUCAUCUGCCAGGUGCUCGCCAUUGGUUUCGAGUCUUCGCGUCUCGUCAUGAUCCAGGUGCUCCUCCAGGGUCUCAAGAUGGACCCGCUCGUCUCGCUCUACUACUUCGCGCCUGUUUGCGCUGCCAUCAACGCUCUCGUGCUCCCCUUCACCGAGGGUCUGGUUCCCUUCUUCCAGAUCUCCAACCUCGGCCCAUUCGUGCUCUUCACCAACGCCGGUGUAGCAUUCUGUCUCAACAUCGCGGCCGUCUUCCUCAUCGGCGCUGCUAGCUCCUUGACCUUGACCCUUGCUGGUGUCAUUAAGGAUAUUCUGCUCAUUCUUGGCUCGAUGCUGCUCCUUGGUGACACGGUCUCUGGCCUCCAGUUCUUCGGCUACGGUAUUGCUCUCGCCGGUCUGGUCGCCUUCAAGACCCACAAGGGCUGA
This is a messenger RNA of Pseudozyma hubeiensis SY62, 951 nucleotides long. RefSeq lists its product as hypothetical. Bases 1 to 951 code for a protein of 316 amino acids. Gene Ontology annotation, molecular function: antiporter activity. Lineage: Eukaryota; Fungi; Basidiomycota; Ustilaginomycetes; Ustilaginales; Ustilaginaceae. The transcript has 2 exons. The record is from RefSeq and is a predicted model, not a curated record. Gene Ontology annotation, cellular component: endosome; trans-Golgi network; Golgi apparatus.